AUGCCAUCCUCUCUACCCAGCCCAUCAGUUACUGACCAUUCACACUUGCAACCACCAUCACCCAAUCUCCAUGACAACCAGAGCUCGUUGCUAAGUAGCGCCAGCGCCCAUCCGGCGGUCCAUGAGUCGGACGAGGACGAGGAAGAGUACACAGCCACGCUGUACUUACCUGUAACGCAGGUCACAGCUCACAGCCACCACGGCCUCGCCUGUAAUGAGCAACCGUCCAAUCACCACCAGCAGGGCCAGUCCACGCUGCCGCCAGCCCCGCCUCCCCACAAACAGCAGCCGUCGGUCACCGCCCUCAACCACAACUCCCUGAGCAGCCGCAACCGUAACCCCAGCCCGGCCCCACCGGCCGCCCUCCCCGCCGAGCUGCAAACCACACCCGAGUCCGUGCCGCUGCAGGACAGCUGGGUCCUGGGCAGCAAUGUGCCACUGGAGAGCAGGCACUUCCUCUUCAAGACAGGCACCGGCACGACCCCUCUGUUCAGCACGGCUACUCCAGGCUACACCAUGGCAACGGGCUCCGUCUACUCGCCGCCCACACGGCCCCUACCCAGAAACACCCUCUCCCGCUCCGCCUUCAAGUUUAAGAAGUCCUCCAAGUACUGCUCCUGGAGAUGCACUGCUCUCAGCGCCGUGGGACUGUCCGUCCUGCUGUCUGUCCUGCUCUGCUAUUGCAUAGCCAUGCAUCUGUUUGGUCUGAACUGGCAGCUGCAGGAGACAGAGGGCUACACCUUUGAGAACGGUCAGGGGAAGUCAGAUACCACACCCAACACCAUCACCGCACUGUCUGCUGAUAACGGUAAACUAGGGGUGUUCCUCCAGGAGAACAACACCAUAGACACGGGGGAGGUGGACGUGGGGCGCAGGGCCGUUCAGGAAGUCCCACCAGGGAUCUUCUGGCGCUCCCAGCUCUACAUUGACCAGCCCCAGUUCCUCAAGUUCAACAUCUCAGUGCAGAGGGAUGCGUUGGUGGGGGUCUACGGCAGGAAGGGCCUGCCCCCCUCACAUACACAGUAUGACUUUGUGGAGCUGCUGGAUGGCAGCCGGCUGAUCACCAAGGAGAAGCGCGGGCUGGUGGAGGUGGAGGGCGUGUCUAGGCGGGCGCGCUCGGUGAGCGUGCACGAAGCGGGCUUCAUCCAGUACCUGGACUCUGGCAUCUGGCACAUGGCCUUCUACAACGACGGGAAGAACUCAGAACAGGUCUCCUACAACACCAUUGUCAUAGAGUCCGUUAUGGAGUGUCCCCACAAUUGCCAUGGCAACGGUGACUGUCUGUCUGGAACGUGUCAUUGCUUCCCAGGGUUCCUUGGGCCUGAUUGCUCAAGAGCUUCGUGCCCCGUGCUGUGCAGUGGUAACGGCCAGUACUCCAGGGGUCGCUGCCUGUGCUUCAGUGGCUGGAAGGGGACAGAGUGUGACGUUCCCAGCAACCAGUGUAUAGACAUCCACUGUGGGGGACACGGCAUCUGUAUCAUGGGCGUCUGUGCCUGCAACACCAGAUACAAGGGAGACAACUGUGAAGAAGUGGACUGCCUGGACCCUGGCUGUUCAGUCCAUGGUGUGUGUAUCCACGGGGAGUGCCACUGUAGCCCGGGCUGGGGGGGCACCAACUGUGAGACCCUCAAGACCAUGUGCCCCGACCAGUGCUCCGGCCACGGCACCUACCAGAGCGAAAGCGGCACCUGCACCUGCGACACCAACUGGACCGGCCCCGACUGCUCUGUCGAGGUGUGUGUGGUGGACUGCGGCUCCCACGGCGUGUGUUUCGGGGGCAGCUGUCGUUGCGAGGAGGGCUGGACGGGUACGGUCUGUGACCAGAAGGCCUGCCACCCCAUGUGCACUAAGAACGGAGUCUGCAAGGAGGGCAAGUGUGAGUGCAACCAGGGCUGGACCGGAGAGCACUGCAACAUCGAGGGCUGCCCAGGCCUGUGUAACAACAACGGCCGCUGUACCCUGGACCAGAACGGAUGGCACUGCGUCUGCCAGUCCGGGUGGCGUGGGGCGGGAUGUGACGUUGCCAUGGAGACCCUCUGCACCGACGGCAAGGAUAACGAAGGAGACGGCCUGGCUGACUGUAUGGACCCAGACUGUUGCCUCCAGACAUCCUGUCAGACCCAGCCGUACUGCCGCGGCUCCCCGGACCCCUCUGACAUCAUCAGUCAGAGCCCGUCCAGCCUGAUGCCCCAGCAUGCCGCACGCUCCUUCUACCAACGCAUCCGCUUCCUGGUUGGACCAGAGGGCAGCCACGUGAUCACCGGGGACAACCCCUUCAACAAGAGCCUGGUGUCCAUCAUCAGAGGCCAAGUCCUGACGGCAGACGGAACCCCCCUCAUAGGAGUCAAUGUUACCUUCGUCCACUACCCCGACCACGGAUACACCGUCACGCGCAAGGACGGCAUGUUUGACCUGUUGACCAACGGUGGGGCCAGUCUGACCCUGAGUUUCGAGCGGGCUCCGUUCCUGAUACAGUACCGCACCGUGUGGAUCCCCUGGAAUGUCUUCUAUGUCAUGGACACCCUGGUCAUGAAGAAGGAGGAGAAUGACAUCCCCAGCUGUGACCUGAGUGGUUUCAUCAGGCCCAGUCCUGUCAUCGUGGCCUCUCCCCUCUCUACCUGCUUCAGGUCCUCACCAGAGGAUGGGCCCAUCAUACCUGAGACACAGGUCCUCCAGGAGGAGACGUCCAUCCCGGGCAGCGACCUCAACCUGCUGUACCUGUCCUCGCGGGCAGCCGGCUACAAGCCUGUCCUCAAGGUCACCAUGACGCAGGCCAGUGUGCCCUUCAACCUCAUGAAGGUGCACCUGAUGGUGGCGGUGGUGGGGCGUCUGUUCCAGAAGUGGUUCCCUGCCCAGCCCAACCUCUCCUACACCUUCAUCUGGGACAAGACAGACGCUUACAACCAGAAGGUCUACGGCUUGUCUGAGGCAGUCGUGUCAGUGGGUUUUGAGUACGAGUCGUGUCUGGACCUGAUCCUGUGGGAGAAGAGGACAGCUACACUGCAGGGCUAUGAGCUGGACGCGUCCAACAUGGGAGGCUGGACGCUGGACAAACACCAUAUACUGGAUAUCCAGAACGGCAUCCUGUACAAGGGCAACGGUGAGAACGUGUUCAUCUCCCAGCAGCCCCCAGUGAUCAGCAGCAUCAUGGGUAACGGCCGGCGCCGCAGCAUCUCGUGCCCCAGCUGUAACGGCCAGGCGGAGGGCAACAAGCUGCUGGCCCCCGUGGCGCUGGCCUGUGGCGCCGACGGGAGCCUCUUCGUCGGGGACUUCAACUACAUCAGACGCAUCUUCCCCUCUGGGAACGUCACCAGUGUGAUGGAGCUCAGCAACAACCCGGCCCACCGGUACUACCUGGCGACGGACCCGGUUACGGGGCAGCUGUACGUGUCAGACACCAACUCCCGCCGUAUCUACCGUCCCAAGGUCCUGACGGGCACCAAGGAGCUGAUCCAGAACGGAGAAGUGGUGGCGGGAACCGGGGAGCAGUGUCCCCCCUUCGACGAGGCACGCUGCGGGGACGGGGGCAAGGCCACAGAGGCCCUCCUCAUGGGGCCCAAAGGUAUUACGGUAGAUAAGAACGGGUACAUCUACUUCGUAGACGGGACCAUGAUCAGGAAGGUGGAUCGUAACGGGAUCAUCUCCACCCUGUUGGGCUCCAACGACCUCACCUCAGCACGACCCCUGACCUGUGACACCAGCAUGCACAUCAGACAGGUUCGUCUGGAGUGGCCCACAGCCCUGGCCAUCAACCCCAUGGAUAAUUCCAUCUAUGUCCUGGACAACAAUGUGGUGCUGCAGAUCACUGAGAACAGACAGGUGCGCAUCGUGGCGGGACGUCCCAUGCACUGCCAGGUGCCAGGUAUAGAAUACACGCUGGGAAAGCGGGCGGUGCAGACCAUGCUGGAGGGAGCUGCUGCCAUCGCCCUCUCCUACAGUGGCGUGCUCUACAUCGCCGAGACUGAUGAGAAGAAGAUGCAUCGCAUCCGCCAGGUGUCCACGGACGGCGAGAUCACGCCCUUGGCCGGAGCUCUGUCCGACUGCGACUGCAAGAACGACGCCAACUGCGACUGCUACCAGACGGGUGACGGCUACGCCAAAGACGCCCGCCUCAACUCGCCCUCCUCGCUUGUCGUCUCGCCCGACGGUACGCUCUACGUGGCCGACCUGGGCAACAUCCGCAUCCGCGCCGUCCGCCGCAACCAACCGCCGUCGGGCGCCGCCGUUUCCGGCCCGGGCUCCUUCGAGGUGGCCUCGCCGUCGUCCCAGGAGCUCUACGUGUUUGAUUCCAACGGAACCCACCAGUUCACCAUGUCUCUCGUCACCGGUGACUACAAGUACAACUUCAGCUAUAGCAACGAGGAGGACGUUACAGCGGUGACAGAUAGUAGUGGCAACACCUUGAGGAUCCGCCGCGACCCCAACCGGAUGCCGGUGCGGAUCGUUGCCCCGGACAACCAGGUGAUCUGGCUGACAAUCGGGACCAAUGGCGGGUUGAAGACACUGACGGCCCAGGGACAAGAGCUGGUGCUGUUCACCUACCACGGCAACAGUGGGCUGCUCGCCACCAAGACCAUACAGAUAGGAUGGACCACCUUCUAUGAUUAUGACAGUGAAGGUCGUCUAACCAACGUGACGUUCCCUACGGGAGUGGUGACCAACCUACACGGGGACAUGACCGGGGCCAUCACGGUGGACAUCGAGACAUCCGGCCGCGACGAGGACGUCAGCAUCACCACUAACCUCUCCUCCAUCGACUCCUUCUACACACUAGUCCAGGACCAACUAAGGAACAGCUACCAGGUGGGCUACGACCACUCUCUGAGGGUGAUCUAUGCCAACGGGAUGGACACACACUACCAGACGGAGCCCCACAUCCUGGCGGGCGCUGCCAACCCCACGGUGGCACGGAGGAACAUGACGCUGCCCGGGGAGAACGGGCAGAACCUGGUGGAGUGGCGCUUCCGCAAAGAGCAGACCCGGGGGAAAGUCAUCGUGUUCGGAAGGAAGCUCAGGGUGAAUGGCAGAAACCUUCUCUCUGUGGAUUACGACCGAACUCUCCGGACAGAAAAGAUCUACGACGACCACAGGAAGUUCCUGCUGAAGAUCGUGUAUGACACCCAGGGCCACCCUACUCUGUGGGUCCCCAGCAGUAAGCUGCUGUCAGUCAACCUUACCUACUCCAGCACGGGGCAGGUGACCAGCCUACAGAGGGGUCCCACCACAGAGAGGGUGGAGUACGAUGGUCAAGGGAGGAUUGUGUCCCGAGUGUUCGCCGAUGGAAAGACCUGGAGUUUUACAUACCUGGAUAAGUCCAUGGUGCUCCUGCUCCACAGCCAGCGUCAGUACAUCUUUGACUACGACCUGUUGGACCGCCUGUCUGCUGUCACCAUGCCUUCGGUGGCCCGUCACACCAUGCAGACCAUCCGCUCCCUGGGCUACUAUCGCAACAUUUACAACCCCCCGGAGAGCAACGCCUCGGUCACCGUCGACUACAGCGAAGACGGACAGCUCCUCAGAGUGGCCCACCUAGGGACAGGUCGUAGAAUUCUCUACAAGUACCGACGACAGAACAAAAUGGCGGAGAUCUUGUAUGAUUCUACGAGGGUUAGCUUCACCUACGAUGAGACAGCCGGUGUGCUGAAGACGGUGAACCUCCAGAGUGAAGGGUUCAUCUGUUCCAUCCGGUACCGGCAGAUUGGACCGUUGGUGGACCGGCAGAUCUUCCGGUUCAGUGAGGACGGCAUGGUGAAUGCACGGUUUGAUUAUACCUACGACAACAGCUUCCGGGUCACCAGCAUGCAGGCUGUCAUCAACGAGACACCGCUGCCCAUCGACCUCUACCAGUUUGAUGACAUCUCCGGGAAGGUGGAACAAUUCGGAAAGUUCGGUGUGAUCUACUACGACAUCAACCAGAUCAUCUCCACGGCCGUCAUGACCUACACCAAGCACUUCGACGUCCACGGGCGGAUCAAGGAGAUCCAGUACGAGAUCUUCAGAUCCCUCAUGUACUGGAUCACCAUCCAAUAUGACAACAUGGGCCGAGUGACCAAACGCGAGAUCAAGAUCGGACCGUUUGCCAACACGACCAAGUAUGGUUACGAGUACGACGUGGACGGUCAGCUCCAGACGGUCUACCUCAACGAGAAGAUGAUGUGGCGCUACAACUACGACCUGAACGGCAACCUCCACCUGCUCAACCCGGGUAACAGCGCCCGGCUCACCCCGCUACGCUACGACCUCCGAGACCGCAUCACGCGGCUCGGGGACGUCCAGUACCGGCUGGACGAUGACGGGUUCCUGAGACAGAGAGGAGCUGAGAUCUUUGAGUACAACUCCAAGGGCCUUCUAGAACGCGUCUACAGCAAAGGCAACAGUUGGACCAUCCAGUACCGCUACGAUGGGUUGGGCCGCCGUGUGGCCUCCAGAACCAGCCUGGGCCAGCACCUGCAGUUCUUCUAUGCAGACCUGAACUACCCGACCAGGAUCACGCACGUCUACAACCACAGCAGCUCAGAGAUCACAUCUCUCUACUACGACCUGCAGGGACACCUCUUCGCCAUGGAGAUCAGUAGCGGAGAGGAGUUCUAUAUCGCCUGUGACAACACCGGAACCCCUCUAGCAGUGUUCAGUAGUAAUGGGCUUCUUCUGAAGCAGGUGCAGUACACAGCCUACGGCGAGGUCUACUUUGACUCCAACCCUGACUUUGUCCUGGUGAUCGGCUUCCACGGGGGUCUCUACGAUCCCUUGACGCGCCUGCUGCAUUUCGGGGACCGGGACUAUGACAUCCCGGCGGGGCGCUGGACCACCCCAGACAUCGGGACGUGGAUGAGAGUCGGGAAAGACCCGGCGCCGUUCAACCUGUACAUGUUCCGGAACAACAACCCUGUCAGCAAAGUUCACGAGGUCAAGGAGUACGUCACAGAUGUCAAUAUCUGGCUGGUGACGUUUGGGUUCCACCUUCACAACGCCAUCCCCGGGUUCCCCAUCCCCAAGUUCGACCUCACACAGCCGUCCCUGGAGAUGAAGAAGAGCCAGCUCUGGGACGACCUGCCGUCAAUCUCGGGGGUGCAACAGGAAGUGACCCGGCAAGCCAAGGCUUUCCUGUCCUUUGAGAGGAUGCCGGAGAUCCAGCUGAGCCGCCGGCACUCCAACCGGGAGAAACCCUGGCUGUGGUUCGCCACCGCCAAGUCGCUGAUCGGUAAGGGUGUUAUGUUGGCGGUGACGCAGGGCCGUGUGGUCACCAACACUCUGAAUAUCGCCAACGAGGACUGCAUCAAGGUCGCCGCCGUCCUCAACAAUGCGUUCUACCUGGAGGACCUACACUUCACGGUGGAGGGACGCGACACGCACUACUUCAUCAAGACCAGCCUCCCGGAGAGCGACCUGGGAGCGCUGAGGCUGACAAGCGGGAGGAAGUCGCUGGAGAACGGAGUCAACGUGACUGUGUCCCAGUCCACCACCGUGGUGAACGGCAGGACUCGGCGCUUCGCCGACGUGGAGCUGCAGUACGGCGCACUGGCGCUCCACGUGCGUUACGGCAUGACUCUGGACGAGGAAAAGGCGCGUGUUCUGGAGCAGGCCAGGCAGAAGGCGUUGGCGAGUGCCUGGUCCAGGGAGCAACAACGGGUGAGGGAGGGGGAGGAGGGAGUGAGGCUGUGGACGGAGGGGGAGAAGAGGCAGCUGCUGAGCGGAGGGAAGGUGCUGGGCUACGAUGGGUACUACGUCCUCUCCAUAGAGCAGUACCCCGAGCUAGCAGACUCCGCUAACAACAUCCAGUUCCUCAGGCAGAGCGAAAUAGGGAAGAGGUAACAGACAGAAUCCUCGGCACUGGCCGCCAAAGAGACUACCCCCUCCAAAUCCUGCCCCCCAACCUCCCUCGCCUCCCCCCUUUUCUCUAAAAAGGGGGAGGGUCCAGGCUAGUGCUGUGUUUAGCGCCGCCUAGCUGAAACAAACACAGUAAAAUGUAGAAAUAUCACAAACUGAACUAAACCUAAUACUACCACUGUGGGGCCUGAAAAUCAAACAAAGCGGCUCCAACUGACACAGAUGUUUGUCCCGUGCUAUACAGCGUUGAAUGGACUGUGGACUCUCUUGAAAAGAGAGGGGGGAAAAGUCAGAACUCUCGGUUUUGUGAAAGGAAAAAAAAGUUUUUGUUUUUUAAAUCGACUUCCUGCUAUUUGCUUUCGGAAAAAAUAUUUUAAAAAGGAAGAAGAAAUGUGUUUACAUACGCAUACCACUACAACACGUCUGGACUAAUAGAAAAAAAGCCUUCUGGUUUCUUACAAAGGACAACGUCUAUAAUCUGAUUCUACAUCCUGACGACUGACCUUUGAUUGACCUUUGCGUACUGAAAAAGUUAGUGUUGUUGUUCGCAGUAGGACCAUGGGUCUCCAAUGGUGGCAUCAAGACAGUCAAAACCACUUGUUGAAACCACUUGCUCGUUCUCCUGCUUUUCUUUCUAAAAAGGACAAAACAGCUCCCUCCAAGUGACUUCUUUACCAAUACUAGAUCAAAGUGGGACGUUUUGGGAAUCGGGAGGGUGUGUGUGUGUGUGUGUCUGUGUGUGUGUGUGUGUGUGUGUGUGUGUGUGUGUGUGUGUGUGUGUGUGUGUGUGUGUGUGUGUGUG
Molecule: messenger RNA, 8629 nt
Organism: Salvelinus namaycush (lake trout)
Lineage: Eukaryota; Metazoa; Chordata; Actinopteri; Salmoniformes; Salmonidae
Gene: tenm3
Product: teneurin transmembrane protein 3
Exons: 34
Coding region: 1-7812 (2603 amino acids)
Biological process (GO): neuron development; signal transduction; heterophilic cell-cell adhesion
Cellular component (GO): neuron projection; membrane
Molecular function (GO): protein heterodimerization activity; protein homodimerization activity; cell adhesion molecule binding
Source: RefSeq, a predicted model, not a curated record